Messenger RNA from Tarenaya hassleriana, 1527 nucleotides. RefSeq lists its product as uncharacterized. The coding region runs from base 210 to 1187 and encodes 325 amino acids. Lineage: Eukaryota; Viridiplantae; Streptophyta; Magnoliopsida; Brassicales; Cleomaceae. The record is from RefSeq and is a predicted model, not a curated record. The transcript is spliced from 2 exons.
GCUCCUCGUUACUCUUUUCUCCUCCAAUCAGAAAACAAAUAUCACACGCAAACUUUUCUUCCCAUUUUGGGAGGGAAAAAAAGAAACAUUUCCUUCAAUUUGCGUAUGAAGACGACACGAGACAACUUCGACUACUGAAUAUAAUAAAAAUCGUGCUCUGAACUCGAUGCUAGAGAGAGAAAGGUGGUGAGAAGCGGCGUGGGGGUUAAAUGGCGGCGUUAAAGACUCGGAAUAACUCGCUCGCCGGGCUAACGUUGGACGCUGUUCUUGGCGGCGAAAACGCGCCGCUGGAAACGCAACGCGCUCGCAAAACGCUGCUAGACAUCAUACGGGAGGAACAACUGGAAGGUGACAACAAGGACAGGACGACGUGGAAGACGUUCCGUGAGAAACUGCGUUUGAAACGCACCGGUGCUGCUUGGUCCUCGUCUCAUUAUAUCCCUUUCGCUGAUAUCGUUAUCCCUGAAACCAAACAACACCGCAAAAACCACCGGCACCGGACACACUCAGACGACGAUGACGACGACGACUCCUCGAUUCGGCUGUCGGAUCUUCUCUCCGCCGUUCCGAUGUCGGACCCACCGGGCUCCUCCCGACGCGCCAUGUUCACGCGCGGGUCGUCGAUGCGGGCCGGAUCGGCGAAGGACCCAGACGAUUACGCCGACGUAAGCAUGCCGGGAGACGGACCGCCGUCGGGGAGUCUCAGGCCGCAGUCGUCUCGGCACGACUCGGUCCGCGACCACGGAGACGGACAUGAUGAGAUCGCGCGCCGACAACCAGUUGUCACGUUCGUGGAGGAGAGGACGAUGUCGGCGAGAGAUGCCGUGGCGACGCAGGAGGCGGCGGCCGCCGACGAAGACAAGGAGGACGAUUCGGGAGAGACAGAGGAGAAACCUGCAGUGAUGAUGUCGCUGAUGGAUCUGUUGGAGGAAACAGACAGACAAAUGGGUUUGACGGGAUCUAGAUACGCCAUGGACGAGGAGGAGGAGGAGGAGGAGGAAGAAGAUGAUGACUGUAAUGAAGAAGGAGAUUUCGAUUGCUGCAUGUGUGGGGUGAAGAUCAAAGGGGCAGCGUUCACACCAUGUGGGCAUACUUUCUGCAAGCUCUGCUCUAAGGAGCUUAUGGUUCAGAGAGGUCACUGUCCUGUCUGCACCAGCUUCCUCGUCGAGUUCCUCGAGAUCUUUUAGAUUUCUUUCUUUUUUAUAAAAAAAAAGGUUUUGUGAGUGUGAAUCCAACAAUUCUGGACAUCUUUUUCUUUCUUCUUGAGAAGAUGAUAUUACAUUCAUUAGCAGUGUAGACAAGACGUUUCUGCAUAUGGUAUGCUUAUAAAGCUCGACGGGAUGGUUUCUCCGGCGACGGCGGCGGAUUCAAGAGCGUUAGGGAACAGAGCAAUCUAUGCCGGAGCUUGUUCGCGCGUUUUUUUGCAGCGCUGAGGACUAAAAUGUCAUUUUACCUCCUCUCCCAAGCGUGCUGUUAUAUAUACUCUUAAUCAACGAUUAAAUAUGGAUUAUUUUUUUAAUUAUAUCU